AUGACUGAACAUAUUUUUGAGAAAAUCUCUUUAAAUCUAUCAAAUGUUAUUAAUAAUUGUGUCUACAAGCAAACUCCGUUGAAAGAUGCUCAAAAUGAAAUUAAAGAAACAAUGAAUGUUAUUAUUAAUCAAUACAACCAUUAUAUUAGCAAAGAUAUUAUGGAUGAAAUACUUAUUUUAACGUCAAAAUUAUUAUAUUCACAAAAUAUUGAAUCACUAAUUAUUGAUUUGAAUAAAUUAAAUGGAGUAAUAAGAAGAAUUAUAGAAAGGAUGGUGAAUGUUUGUAAAACAGUAAAUUGGUAUGAACAAGUAAAAUUAAGAGUUGUACAAAAAGAAAUGUUUGCAUCUGAAUUGAUGGUUCCAAAAGAAAUAGAAUAUGACAAAAGAAUUGAAAUAUUUAAAACCUAUAUUCACAAUGAUAUUAAAUGUCACGAUGCCAAUGACAAAAGUGCUGUUAUUACCACCCUUAGGAAACUAAUAAUAAUUUUAUUUCUCCCCAUUCAUACAAAAUCUACUAAAGUAAAUAAAAAUAAUAUAAAAAUUGUAUUUUAUUGUAAUCAUUCAGGAAAGACAAAAGAAACAUGUAAAGGAAGAGAUUGUGAAUAUAAAAUAAUUUUAAGAUUAGGAUUUGAUAAUAAAAAUAAUAUUAUAGAAAUUAAUGAACAUAAACAUCCUUUAGAUUAUUUUUUUGUUGUAUCAAAAACAUGCCCUUUGUUAAAAUCUGAGAAACAUUUAAUUCCAAAAGCAAAUAAUGAAAUAAUAAAAUUUAUUGCAAAUCAUCCUCAUAUUCAAAUUCCUUUUAGAAAAUUUAGACAAAUUCAGAGAGAAGAAGAUAAAAAUCACAUUUUAGAAAAUAUAUUUAUUUCAGAAACAUUUUUUGAAAAUGAGUCAUUUAUUAAAUUAACAAAUACUUUCACUAAUGGUUAUAUUCAUUCCCUAAUGUUCAUUCAUAAGAAUGUGGCUCAAAUGGAAUACAGUCAAAGAAGAUGGUAUGUUGAUGAUACUGCUAAAACAAAUAUAUAUAACAAAAACUUGUAUGCUGUUAUUGUAAAAGAUGAUAAUUCUUUUAACCAACUUCUUUCUUUUGGUUAUUUAUUUGAUCAAUCUGAAUGUUCAUAUAAAUUAUUUCUUCAUCAACUUCACAAUAUUUUAAAUUAUGGGCCAGAAAUCAUCGUGUGUGAUCGUUCUAUUGCUCAAUAUAAUGCUUUAAAACAUGUAUUUCCACAUUCCAAACUAUUCUUCUGCAGAAUUCAUAUAGAAAGGUCAUUGACAAAAUAUUUCAAGAAUGAUCAUAUAAUAAUGAAAUUAUUUCAUUUAACAAUGAACAUGAAGUUGAAUGAAGAUGAUUUAAUUGAAACAUGGAAGAGUAUUGUAAUGAAAAAUAUUAAAAACUUAGAAGAAGACAGUGAUGAUGAAAGUACGUACCAUGAUGAUAACGAAAGUAGUGACGAGGAAAAUGAUGAGCACUUGUUCGAACCAGAUACAGGUGAUAUUAUAAAUUCAGCAGAUGAACCUGACACAUCACACGACAACAUUCAACAAAUGAUGGAAGAAGCAAAAGGAAUACAUAUCAAUAAAGGACUGAUGUGUAUAAUUGAUUUAAUCGAACACAAAGAAAACUGGAUUCCUUCUGAAUGUAUCAAAUAUGGGAUGUAUCGAGAUUUUACAACAAAUAGAGUAGAAGGAUUCUUUGGGCACUUGAAAAAAAUAAUUAAUCAUAGCCAGGUUCCUUUAUAUUUAUUAACAGACAAUAUUUAUGCACUUGCAAAUACAAUGUUUAAUAAUAUAAUUGGGAUUGAUCUUCCUGAUGAAAUUAUAGAUAAAAAUGUUCCUCAUUUUAAUUUAUUGACUGAAUUUUCAAAGAAAGUCUUAAAAUCUCAAUACAACGUAUUAAAUAAUAAUGUAAUAUGUGAUGACACUCAUUAUUGUAUUAGUUGUCAAAUAAGAAAUGUUAAUCCUAAAGUAGCAUGGCCUUGUUAUCAUUUGAUGAAAGAAAGAAAAACUAUGUCAUUAAAAUAUCUUAUUAAUUAUGAUGACCUUCCAUCAUUUGCUUUUAAAUCAAAAGAAAUUAAAGUAAAUUGGACUGAUAAAUCAAUUUCUAAUAUUGAUUUACCAAAUAAUUAUACUUUGAUAGCAAAUGUAAUUGUAAAUAAAAUAAAACAUAAUACAAAUGUACAUCCAAGGAAUAAAGUUGAUAUUAGGAAAAGAACUUCAAAAGAAGUAUUUUUUAAUGAAAUUGCUCCAUUUCAAUUGAAGAAAAAGAAUGUCAUCAAUUCAUUCACAAAAUUCUAA
Messenger RNA from Entamoeba histolytica HM-1:IMSS, 2292 nucleotides. RefSeq lists its product as uncharacterized. The transcript has 2 exons. The record is from RefSeq and is a predicted model, not a curated record. Bases 1 to 2292 code for a protein of 763 amino acids. NCBI's taxonomy places the organism in Eukaryota, Evosea, Mastigamoebida, Endamoebidae.